This is a messenger RNA of Echinops telfairi (small Madagascar hedgehog), 5070 nucleotides long. It is a transcript of the gene COL1A2, whose product is annotated as collagen type I alpha 2 chain. The record is from RefSeq and is a predicted model, not a curated record. Lineage: Eukaryota; Metazoa; Chordata; Mammalia; Afrosoricida; Tenrecidae. The transcript has 52 exons. Bases 161 to 4261 code for a protein of 1366 amino acids. Gene Ontology annotation, molecular function: extracellular matrix structural constituent.
GGCAGAUCUGGGCUUUAUUAUUUUAGCACCACGGCGGCAGGAGGUUUUCGGCUAAGUUGGAGGUCCUAGCCACGACUGCAUGCCCGCUCUGGCCAGGUGAUCCUCCGCUGGGACCCCGGGGCUCUGCGACACAAGGAGUCUGCAUGUCUCAGUGGUAGACAUGCUCAGCUUUGUGGACAUGCGGACUCUGUUGCUGCUCGCAGUCACUUCGUGCCUAGCAACAUGCCAAUCUUUACAAACGGAAACUGCAAGAAAGGGGCCGACUGGAGAUAGAGGACCUCGUGGAGACAGGGGUCCAGCAGGCCCACCAGGCAGAGAUGGAGAAGAUGGAAUCCCAGGCCCUCCUGGUCCACCUGGCCCUCCUGGCCCCCCUGGUCUUGGCGGGAACUUUGCUGCCCAAUACGAUGGAAAGGGUGUUGGACUCGGCCCCGGACCAAUGGGUUUAAUGGGACCUAGAGGCCCUCCAGGUGCAAACGGACCCCCUGGCCCUCCGGGUUUCAAUGGACCUGCCGGUGAGCCGGGUGAGCCUGGACAAACUGGUCCUGCCGGUUCUCGUGGUCCAGCUGGCCCUCCUGGCAAGGCUGGUGAAGAUGGUCACCCUGGAAAGCCUGGACGGUCUGGUGAGAGAGGUGUUGUUGGACCACAGGGUGCUCGUGGCUUCCCUGGGACCCCCGGCCUGCCUGGCUUCAAGGGCAUUCGGGGACACAACGGUCUGGAUGGAUUGAAGGGACAGCCCGGUGCUGCAGGUGUAAAGGGUGAACCUGGUGCUCCUGGUGAAAAUGGGACUCCCGGUCAAACAGGAGCCCGUGGGCUUCCUGGCGAGAGAGGACGUGUUGGUGGCUCUGGCCCAGCUGGUGCCCGUGGAAGUGAUGGGAGCGUGGGUCCUGUGGGCCCUGCUGGUCCCCUUGGUUCUGCUGGCCCCCCAGGCUUCCCUGGUGCCCCCGGUCCUAAGGGCGAACUUGGUCCUGUUGGUAACCCUGGCCCCUCCGGUCCUGCGGGUCCUCGCGGUGAAGUGGGUCUCCCCGGCGUUUCUGGCCCGGUCGGACCGCCUGGCAACCCUGGAGCCAACGGCCUGGCUGGUGCCAAGGGUGCUGCUGGCCUGCCUGGGGUCGCCGGGGCGCCCGGCCUCCCUGGACCCCGCGGUAUUCCUGGCCCCGCUGGUUCUGCCGGUGCUACUGGUGCCAGAGGACUCGUGGGUGAGCCUGGUCCCGCCGGUUCCAAAGGAGAGAGUGGCAGCAAGGGUGAACCUGGCUCUGCUGGUCCUCAAGGGCCUGCUGGUCCCAGUGGUGAAGAAGGAAAGAGAGGGCCCAAUGGUGAACCGGGCUCUGCUGGCCCUGCAGGGCCUCCUGGGCUAAGGGGCAGCCCUGGUUCUCGUGGGCUUCCUGGAGCUGACGGCAGAGCUGGUGUCAUGGGCCCUCCUGGGAACCGUGGUGCAAGUGGCCCUGCUGGUAGCCGAGGUCCCAGCGGAGAUUCUGGUCGCCCUGGAGAGCCUGGUCUCAUGGGACCCCGAGGUCUUCCUGGUUCCCCUGGAAAUGUUGGCCCAGCUGGUAAAGAAGGACUUGGUGGUCUCCCCGGUAUUGAUGGCAGGCCUGGCCCAACUGGCCCUGCUGGAGCAAGAGGAGAGCCUGGUAACAUCGGAUUCCCCGGACCCAAAGGCCCCACUGGGGAUGCUGGCAAACCUGGCGAUAAAGGGCAUGCUGGUCUUGCUGGCCCUCGGGGUGCCCCAGGUCCUGAUGGAAACAAUGGUGCUCAGGGACCUCCCGGACCACAAGGUGUCCAAGGUGGAAAGGGUGAGCAGGGUCCUGCUGGUCCCCCAGGAUUUCAGGGUCUGCCUGGCCCCGCAGGUCCAACCGGUGAAGUAGGCAAACCAGGAGAAAGGGGUCUCCAUGGUGAAUUUGGCCUCCCUGGUCCUGCUGGCCCAAGAGGAGAGCGUGGUCCCCCGGGACAGAGUGGGGCUGCCGGUCCUACUGGCUCUAUUGGAAGCCGUGGUCCUUCUGGACCCCCAGGCCCUGAUGGAAACAAGGGUGAACCCGGUGUAGUCGGUGCUCCAGGCACUGCCGGCGCGUCUGGCCCUGGUGGACUCCCUGGAGAAAGGGGUGCUGCAGGCGUACCUGGAGGAAAGGGGGAAAAGGGUGAAACUGGUCUCAGGGGUGAAAUUGGUAACACUGGCAGAGAUGGUGCUCGUGGUGCUCCUGGUGCUGUAGGUGCCCCAGGUCCUGCUGGAGCCACCGGAGAUCGGGGUGAAGCUGGUGCUGCUGGUCCUGCUGGUCCUGCUGGCCCUCGUGGUAGCCCUGGUGAACGUGGUGAAGUUGGUCCUGCUGGUCCCAAUGGAUUUGCCGGUCCUGCUGGUGCUGCUGGUCAAGCGGGUCCUAAGGGAGAGAGAGGAACCAAAGGGCCAAAGGGUGAAAAUGGUGCUGUAGGCCCCACUGGCCCCAUCGGCUCUGCUGGCCCAUCUGGUCCAAAUGGCCCCCCUGGUCCUGCUGGAAGUCGUGGUGAUGGUGGCCCCCCUGGUAUGACCGGUUUCCCUGGUGCUGCUGGCAGGACUGGUCCUCCUGGACCUUCUGGUAUUACUGGCCCUCCUGGACCCCCGGGUGCUGCUGGUAAAGAAGGUCUUCGGGGGCCUCGUGGCGACCAAGGUCCAGUUGGCCGAACUGGAGAAACAGGUGCAUCUGGCCCCACUGGCUUUACUGGUGAGAAAGGUCCCUCUGGAGAGCCUGGUACUGCUGGACCUCCUGGCACCCCAGGACCUCAGGGUAUUCUCGGUCCUCCUGGUAUCCUGGGUCUCCCAGGCUCUCGAGGUGAACGUGGUCUACCAGGUGUUGCUGGAUCCUUGGGUGAACCUGGUCCUCUCGGUAUCUCUGGCCCUCCUGGUGCCCGAGGUCCUCCUGGUGCUGUGGGUAACCCUGGUGUCAAUGGUGCUCCUGGUGAAGCCGGUCGUGAUGGCAACCCCGGCAGUGACGGUCCCCCAGGCCGUGAUGGUCUCCCUGGACACAAGGGAGAGCGUGGUUACCCUGGCAAUGCUGGCCCCGUUGGCAACGCAGGUGCUCCUGGUCCUCACGGUUCCGUGGGCCCCGCUGGCAAAUAUGGAAACCGUGGUGAACCUGGCCCUGCUGGUUCUGUCGGUCCUGUCGGGGCUGUUGGUCCAAGAGGUCCGAGUGGCCCACAAGGUCCUCGCGGCGACAAGGGAGAGGCUGGUGAAAAGGGGCCCAGGGGUCUUACUGGUUUUAAGGGGCACAAUGGAUUGCAGGGUCUGCCCGGUCUGGCGGGUCAACAUGGUGAUCAAGGCUCUCCUGGCACCGUGGGUCCUGCUGGUCCUCGGGGCCCUGCUGGCCCCUCUGGCCCUGCUGGCAAAGAUGGUCGCAGUGGACAUCCCGGUGCGGUUGGGCCUGCUGGUGUCCGAGGGUCUCAAGGUAGCCAAGGUCCAAGUGGUCCUCCCGGUCCCCCUGGUCCUCCUGGACCACCUGGUGUAAGCGGCGGCGGCUAUGACUUUGGUUAUGACGGAGACUUCUACCGGGCCGACCAGCCUCGCUCACAGCCUUCUCUCAGAGCCAAGGACCAUGAAGUUGACGCUACUCUGAAAUCCCUCAACAACCAGAUUGAGACCCUCCUCACCCCUGAAGGCUCAAAGAAGAACCCAGCUCGCACUUGCCGUGACUUGAGACUCAGCCACCCCGAGUGGAGCAGUGGUUACUACUGGAUUGAUCCCAACCAAGGCUGCACUAUGGAUGCUAUCAAAGUGUACUGUGACUUCUCUACUGGUGAAACUUGCAUCCGGGCCCAGCCUGAAAGCAUCCCAGUCAAGAACUGGUUCCAGAACUCUAAGGUCAAGAAGCACGUCUGGGUGGGAGAAACGAUCAACGGGGGUAGCCAGAUUGAAUAUAACGAAGAAGGAAUAAGCUCCAAAGAGAUGGCUACACAACUGGCCUUCAUGCGCCUGCUAGCCAACCAUGCUUCGCAAAACAUCACCUACCACUGCAAGAACAGCAUCGCAUACAUGGAUGAGGAGACUGGCAACCUGAAAAAGGCCCUCAUUCUUCAGGGUUCUAAUGAUGUUGAACUUGUGGCUGAGGGAAACAGCAGGUUCACUUACACUGUUCUUGCAGAUGGCUGCUCCAGAAAGACAAAUGAAUGGGGAAAGACAAUCAUCGAAUAUAAAACAAAUAAGCCAUCUCGCCUGCCCAUCCUUGACAUUGCACCUUUGGACAUCGGUGGCGCUGACCAAGAACUCAUUGUGGACAUAGGCCCAGCCUGUUUCAAAUAAAUGAACUCGAACUAAAUUAAACAACAACAACAAAAAUCGGGGGAAAAAAUCCUUUCUCUCUUUGCCAUUUCUUCUUUUUAACUGAAAGCUGAAUCCUUCCAUUUCUUCUGCACAUCUUCUUAUCUUCUUGCUUAAAUUGUGGGCACAAAGAGAAGAAGGAUUGAUCAGAGCAUUGUGCAAUAUGAUUUAGUAAAUUUCCUCCCCCUGCCCCCUCCCCAAAUGAUUUGGAAAUUUUUCAACAUUCUUUGUAAGAAAACCAAAAUGAACAUUUUUUAAAUCAAAUAAAAACCAUGAACAUUGCACCACUUGUGGCUUCUGAAUAUCUUCCACAGAGGGAAGUUUAAAACCCAAACUUCCAAAGGUUUAAACUACCUCAAAACACUUUUCCUGCAAGUGUGAUCCACAUCAUUAGGUGCUGAUCUAGACAGAGACGAACAGAGGUACUUGUUUUAUUUUGUUCAUAAAGCAAAGGUGCUAAUUAAUAGUAUUUCAGAUACUUGAAGAAUGUUGGUGGUGCUAGAAGAAUCGGAGAGGAAAUAUUCUCUGCGUUGAGUUGUAUCAUUGUUGUAUUUUUCCCAUUUGAUUUGGCAUCAAUGUUAUCCAUCUUCUCCCCAAUGAAAAGUAUGUGGAUCCUUUGCCCAACGUCGUCCUCUUCUUUAAAUCCAGCAUUUGUUCUUUUGCCAAUCUCAUUCUCCUCUUCUCCCAUGGUCCCAAACAAGCAAAAAAAAAAACUGUACCUAUUUUGUAUAUGUGAGAUGUUUAAAUAAAUUGUGGAAAAAAUGAAAUAAAGCAUGUCUGGCUUUCCAAAA